This is a messenger RNA of Lathyrus sativus (Indian pea), 507 nucleotides long. Lineage: Eukaryota; Viridiplantae; Streptophyta; Magnoliopsida; Fabales; Fabaceae. The record is from the annotation of a GenBank genome assembly.
AUGAGUGGUUGUGUUCUUCUACUCACUUCUUGGGCAUUCACACGUAUACCAUUCUUUGCUCCCGUUAGUACAGUGCAACCCUCGUAUCCAUACGCACAAAGAUGGGCGCAAAGACGGAUGAAUUACGAUGCUAAUCCUCAUUUUCAUGUACAAGGAUAUCGAAACGCAUUGGACCAUAUGCAAGAAAGAGAUUUUAUAUGGAGGCCGUACAUUCAAUAUUCGGUGCCCGAUCUUAGGCAUAGCCAAAUCUGGAGUGCUACAACUUUUCUUAUUUGUUUCUACACCGUUGAAAUUUAUCAAAUGGAUAGGGCAAAACUCCAGUUUGGAUUUGAACAACAAAUCCCUUCCCCACCAAGGUGUCUAAGGGAACACCACACAUUGACAAUGAGAAAAGCCCAAAAAGUUCAUUGGCGAGAGUUAAACAAGGAGGAGGUGAGAGAAUGGAAACAUAUAAGACAUGUGAUUUUGCAAGGGGACGCUGUAGUUGGUGAACGCAAGCCAAGCUAA